This is a messenger RNA of Effrenium voratum, 1602 nucleotides long. Lineage: Eukaryota; Dinophyceae; Suessiales; Symbiodiniaceae. The record is from the annotation of a GenBank genome assembly.
AUGCUGAACACUCGCAAGAAGAUCGUGAAGGAGAAGGGCGCAGCAGUGACCGAGCUGGACACGGAAGUGGCCAAGGCCCUGUUUGACAUUGAAGUGUCCCCAUCCUGCGACAUCAAAACCGAGCUGAAGGAUGUCUACAUCUCCGGCGCCAAGGAUGUGGAGGUGGGCAAGUCCGGCAUGGCCAUGGUGAUACACUUCCCAUUCCGAGUGUGGAAGACUGUCAAGAAGAUCCAAGGCCGCCUGGUUAGGGAGCUGGAGAAGAAGUUCAACCGCAAGCACGUGGUGCUGGUGGCCAACAGGACCAUUCUGGACAAGAACUUCCGGCGCAAGGGCUUGAAGGUCCGACCGCGCAGCCGCACUCUCACAGCUGUGCACGACUCCAUUUUGGAAGACUUGGUGGGUCCCACUGAGAUCGUGGGCAAGCGUACGCGCAUCUCCGUGGACGGAAGCAAGCUCUUGAAGGUGAUGCUGGACCCCAAGGACAAGGACAAGGAGAACAUUGAGAGCAAGCUGACUGCCUUCGCGGCAGUGUACAAGAGGCUCACCAACAAGGAGGGCAAGGGGUAUUUGCCCAAGCCAAGCUUGUCCAGAGCUAUCACUCCAGGAUACAUGGCAGCAGUGAUGUCGUCGCCGGAAGUGCUGUGCCAUUUGUGCAGUCAGUACUUCAGGCAGUACGACAAAGACAAGAAUGGGCUGCUGGACUGCCAAGAGGCAGUGGUGCUUGCAAAGGAGCUUGGAACCGCGUUGGCAGUGCCCAUGGGGAGCACAGAGGAGGUCUUGCGGCCAUCGAUAGCGCGAUUCAGCGAGGAGGGCCGCGAUGCCUUGACGCUGGAGGAGUUCUGCCGGUGGUUCCCCUCCGUCUUGGGUCUGGAGCCGCUGUCCCCGCAGCACAUCGAGGAGAUUAAGAGCGGGACCCACAAUCUGGCACCGGCUGCCGUCCCGCAGCCCAGCCUGCGCAGAACCAUCACUCCAGGCUAUGCAGCGGCGCUGGCUUCUUCUCCCCAGACGCUGCAGUCCUUCAGCAAGCAGUUUUUCAAGCAGUACGACGCUAAUUCCAAUGGCGUGCUUGAGUAUUCGGAGGUGCUCAGCAUGACCCAAGAUUUGGCGGCUGGACUUGGCAUCGUGGUCGAUGAAGAGAAGUUGAGAGCCCGUUUGGAUACGGAAACUGCAGCUGGUGAGGCUGCCCUAUCCCUCGACGCCUUUUGCCGCUGGAUUCCUCCGCUGCUAGCCGGCGGCCGGGAGCCCGAACAGGAGGUCCGCAGCGAGCAGAGCCAGCGGAGCGCGGGCUACCUCGCGGCGCUAAAGAGCUCCCCGAGGGUGGUUUUCCAGUUGUGCCAGCAGUACUUCAAGCAGUACGACCACAACGGCGAUUCAUUUCUCGAUGAUGCGGAGCUCAUGGCCCUGUCCAAAGAUUUGAGUGAGAGCUUUGACGUUCCGCUCUCUGCAUCACCAGCAGAACUGCGAGAAUCCAUCGCCAAGUUCAGCGAUGGCAGCAAUUGCUUGACCUUCAGCGAGUUUGCGCACUGGUUCCCUUCCAUCCUGGGCCUCAAUGAGAAGUUCGCAAAGGAAGUGGGGGACAUGGCAACCGAAAAGGCACGGUGA